CCCUCUCAUCUUCUAGUUGAUUCCUCUUUCGGUUUCCUUCGAUCGCCAUAGCCAUGGAAGCCGGAUGUUCAGGCAGAAGGCGUUGCCGAUCCCAUAAGCUGCGAAAUGGGUUUUUCUCCAGAUUUCUUUGUUACACAAGGAACAGCAGUGGUGAUGAAGAUCGCAUAAGCCCCAAGAAGAGUCUGUCUUCUACUUCUUCUUCUUCGGUUUCUUUAAGGUCGUACGAUCGUGGCGGAUCCGAAGAACGCCAACCCCAUUUCUUGGAAGCUUGUUUCCUCUGCAAGGAGCCUCUCAGGUGGAACACAGAUAUAUUCAUGUAUAGAGGGGACACGCCGUUUUGUAGUGAAGAAUGCAGAUACAAACAGAUAGUGAUUGAUGAGGUUAAUGAGAAGAGAUUGAAGCUUUCUGCAACACCAAAAGCUUUGCGUACAGGCACUGCGGUUGCUGCCUGAGAUCGAUCACCUUAUGAUAAUCAUAUACAAAUGGUGGAAAUCCAUGGAGGAAAGAAGAGGGAGGAAGAAGAAGGAAAAAUAACACAAUUUUCCAAUUUUUUAUUCAGUUUUAACUGUAAAAUAUCAUGUAUUGAUUUUAUUUUGUUUCACCUUAAGAUCCUCGUAAUAGUUCUCAGAUUUGUUUUCAUGAUUCAAUUUCGUCAAGUUAUAUG
This is a messenger RNA of Hibiscus syriacus, 664 nucleotides long. RefSeq names its product FCS-Like Zinc finger 3-like. The coding region runs from base 54 to 452 and encodes 132 amino acids. NCBI's taxonomy places the organism in Eukaryota, Viridiplantae, Streptophyta, Magnoliopsida, Malvales, Malvaceae. The transcript has 2 exons. The record is from RefSeq and is a predicted model, not a curated record.